Messenger RNA from Xyrichtys novacula (pearly razorfish), 23982 nucleotides. Lineage: Eukaryota; Metazoa; Chordata; Actinopteri; Labriformes; Labridae. The record is from the annotation of a GenBank genome assembly.
AGUCUCCGUGGUUCGUGGGGUGCGUGAACGCCGGUAGCAUGCUCCAUACACCCGGAAGAACACGUGACCCUGACCCGGUAACCUGCCGUAUCCGCUGCCUGGAAAAGGGGUAAACUAUAAUGACUCGGAUGUACUCAAACUAAGGGUCAUUUAAUACCGAGUAUUUCUGCAAAAUUACAUGAAAAAAUCCUUCUUUUUAAAAUUCAUUACUCAUGAUAACAGUAGUUUUUCAAUGGUGUUAGGGUUAGGGGCUCCAGUAUUUUUUCCCUUAACGAUUUACGCAAUUUAAAAAAAAAAAUGCUAUCUGUGGAAAUUCGUCUUUGUGUGAAAUAUAUUGGAAAAAAGAAUUUAGUUUCAAACAUCAGGAAAGAUUCAAAAUGUAAUGUACUGGAAUCAAAACUCGUAUUUUCCUACAUUUUUUUCUUCUUAUACGAAAAUUCUGUAAAUAAACUCAAAUGGGAUACAAUUUUCUGUAAAUGGGGUAUAUUUUUGGUCAUAAAAAGGCUUAGAAAUACCAAAAUAAUCAAUUUCUUGUGCACCCAGACAGAGAUACAGUCUGUGUUUGUUGUUUUUUAGUGUCACUAUCCAACUCUAUGUCUCAAAAGUGUCACACCAGAUUUUACACAAGAACUGGGCUUCCUAUUUGUGCAUUCAGAUGAGAGAAGUCCAUCAUGUGCAGCUUUAUGAAUUCACAGUGUUUGUUGUUAAAGAUUCCAGGUUGCAGGUUUGACCUCAGCUGAUUGCUACUGUGGAAACUGGAAACAUAGUCUGGUGGGAAGUGAGUGUUUGAACACGUCUUAUAAAGAGGAGACAAAGGAAGUGAGAGGAGAGAGACAAAGGUGAGACGGGCUGAUGACUUUUUCUUUGGUUUUAAUGCCAAACGGGGACUUCUCUUUCAAACCAGUUUUUCUUUUCUUUUCUGUUUUCUUUUUCAGUGUCCUCUCCUUGCCCGUUGGAGGUGGAGAAGGAAGUGUGGCACUCUACAGAGCUGAAGGACUUUUUCUGCUCAGGGUUUGUCUGUCUGUCUCUGCACACAGGGUGCAGGUUGGGGAAACUUUUGCUGUGGAAGUGUCAGGGAAACUGGCAGGACACCCCAGUCAGCCGACAGGUCAGACAGCACUCAGUUGCACGCAUGAGGAAAUAUAAUUCAAACUUACUAUAUUAAUGAAAAAUAAUUAUUUUGUUAAAAAAAAAAAUCUUAAUUAGAAUUUCUGUGAUAGGCAUGUUGUCUCUUUAAAAAUGUAUUUUUUGUCACUUUUUCCCUUUUGUCAAUUCCCUCCCUGUCUGCUGAAAACACUAUUGGCCUUUUAAUUAAAGUAUAUGCAUUAUGUAUCAGCGAAUGCAAUGCACUGUAUAAUAAAAUUCCAAUUAGAAAUAGUUAAUACAGCAAUAAAAUAUGACUGUUUCAAACAUAUACAAAUAUUUUUUUUUCAUUUAUUUUAACCAAAAAUGUUUUCUCGAUAAAACUAUAAAAACCAAGCAAAUAAUGAAUGUGCAACACAGAGGAAAGCUGCACAAAAUUACACGUUACCAUAGCAACUGACUUUGUGUAUUUUUUCUACAACUGCAGAAUUAUUUUGUGGUGAAAAAUGAUGAACAGGAUUUUUUAGAUAAUGAAUUUGAUAUAACUUGAUUUAAUUAGUGUGACACAGCAUAACCGCAGUAUCUAAAGCUGAAAUUUUUUUAUUUCUGAGGGAAUGUUUAUCGCUUUAUAUUGGACAAAAAUUACCAGAAUGUUUGAAUGUCAUCUUAAAAUAUCAAACAAGGAGGAAAAAAAGACAAAAUAAAAUCCUUUUUUGAUUAGUCUUUUUUUUUUUAAACAAAAUUGAGUGACAAAAUAUUUGAUAGAUGAACUACAUAUCUGUUUUUGCUUUCAAUGAUUUUUGUGCUUUUCAGGGCUGAGGGGCGUGGAUAGGGAGGAGCUCUCGUUUGUCAAAGUCGAGUUUGAAGAGCCGGCCCCUAAAGGUCAAAGUUCACACCAUGUCACUGUGCUUGAUGAUGGCUCUUUUGCUCAGUCAGCUGACUGGGUUUUUGGAUCUCCAAGAAAAUAUCAACUCAGUAUGUGAAAAAGAGCAAACAGUUUCAUCAUAGAUUAAUGCAGCGGUUCUCAACUGGUCUCACUCUGGGACCCACAUUUUCCCAUGGUCCUUAAGUCGCGACCCACUUUUAUCGAAUUCAGACCAAGUAAAUUUAUUUUUUAUUAAAAAAACCUGUAAGGACUCUAAUCUUUAACAUAAAUCUACUUGUUUUAUUGAAUAAAGUGCAUUUCAGAGCACAUGGAGGGGACAACAUGAGGACGACAACUACCGAAGUUGCUUAUACAGAAAUGAUCAAAUAUCUAAUAAAUAUCACAUUAAAUAUUUACUUUUAUGACUAGCUGUUCCCGACCCAUCCAGAACGUGUCCAUGACCCACUUUUGGAGCGGGACCCACCAGUUGAGAACCACUAGAUUAAUGAUUUAUAGAUAUAUAAAUGAAAAUGUGUCACAGUGUUGUCUCUCUCUUUCCUCCCUUUUCUCUUCAUCCAUCCAGGCGUCACUGUCUCCAAUCCUCUCUCUGCUCUCUCCUCCACCGUCCACCUUUCAGUCUACCAGCCCUCCCUUCACAGUUUGGUUUUCUUUGUGCUUCACGGGCCUCUGGGUGUCCCUCCCUGCAGCUCCUCGCCUCAGACAGAUGUGACCAAUGUGACUGUAGAGACAGUUUACCGGGGCGACCCUGUAACACUAGAGGCACACCUGGCUGAUGGUUCUGCUGCAGAGUUUAACUGGAAGUUAACCCACGAGGGAAAUGAGACGAACAUGGAGGACAUGAGGAAAUUUCACCUUCCUUGCUGCGAGUCUGUAAACACAACAAUAGUGAGUUACUGCUGUAUGAUUCAGACACAAAAGAAAAUAUCAUCUGAUUUAAGAGCUUUGGGUUCCUUUAUUUUAACUGACCACCAAUUUUUUUUUAUUUUUUGUUUUACACUGAAUCUGGAUUUACAUCAAAAAUAUUUGGCCUUAGCAAAUUGAGCCAAUUUUACAUACACAUUCAAUAAAAACAAGAUAUGACCUAAACAUUUUAGCAUUACAACACAUGAAUAGGUAACAUUUAUUUUUUUGAGUUUUGAGUAACUGGCCUCCUAUUUGGCUGUCAAAGUGAAAAAAAAAGUAAAAUCUCCUUUUUCUGUAUUUUCACAGAUUUGUUUCUUCUCAUAAUUUGCAUUUUCACAAAUAAAAUGAAGGUUUUAAAAAGUUCAGAGUGAAGUUUAGACUUAACAUCCCUUUUAAAAGAGAAAUUGGAAGCUAAUUUAAAGUGUACUAAUAUUUUCACAUCCACUUAGAUUAUCAGCCUAUUUUCAAAAAUAAGGGUUUAAGGUUUAGCACCUAAAAAUUCACAAUGACCAAUUAAUAAAAUGAUGGUUAUUGAAGUCUCUCUGCAUAGAAAUGGAUGUAAAAUUAUAUUUAAAAAAUUUCAGCAGCAUUUUUAUUAUGAAGUUUUCCUCACUAAUGUAUCAUCAUGUUUUCAACUUGACAGAUAAAAGAGUUUUAUUUUAAAUACUUUCAGAAGUGGAUCUUUGAGACGGAGGGAGUUUACAUCGUGUCAGUGAAUGCCUCUGGUGCCUUUGGAUGGACACAGGAAAAAAGACAUAUUGUGAGUGCUCAGCUUUCACUUAGUAAAAAUGCUCUCCUCAUGUUAGAAGGUUAUUAAAGGAAAGAUCCGUAUAGUUAAAAUAACCUGCAGACUAAAGCCAAUAACACUUUGCUAUUCAGUCUCAGUAUUUGCUAAUCUCCUCAGGCCCAUCUUCUGCUCUUACUACCAUCUCUGGAUCCUGUUGUUGAUAGAAAUCUUUGAAAUAAGCUAUAAAACAUUGAGCUUAAUGUAGAAAAAAGCCAAAAGGGAUCUUGUGUCAGACAUCUGUGUUUGUGUCUUGCAGGUGGUUGUGCGUCCUACUGUCCCUGACCUGGGAGUGAAUGAAUCAGGGAAUCAGCUGACUCCCAGUGAGGGGGUCUCUGUGGAUGUGUCGCCUCAGAUUAAAAACACAAUGGUGCAUGUUGAGGGGAGCAGAAUGCCGUCACUCCCGGUCUCAGUUAAUCCCACACAACAACCACCUACCGGUCAGAAUCCAGUCCACGGCUCGGCUCAUAAUGGUGAGGAAGCAUUUUUAUCUGACACCCACUGAGAGAGACUGAACAUCUGAAGGUUAAUUAAGCGUUUUGGAGAGAGGAGUGUGACUUCACUUUUCUUUUAGAUUUGAAGCACUUUUCUGACAUUUUUAUCAGUAAAUCAUUUCACAAAAAUGUUCUCCUGGAUACAAACAAUUGUAAACUAGUUUUUUUUGUAAGGCCAACAUACUGUAGGGUUUUUCUCAAGCCUAUUUAUAGAGCUAUAAAAAACACCAAUUACUUUCCAAUUUGAAUUGAGUUAUUCACUUUACGCUGUACUUUUUUUUUGUCGUGCAACAGUUCUGUUUUUCUACAACUAUAAUAACAGCCAGUUGCUUCUUUUUUUUUGUCUUUCAGUGCAGAUUUAUGCAGCAAAUCAAGCUUAUCCAACAAAUACAGAUAUAACUCUAUUGGCUGUGGCUCAAGUACCAGACCCUGUGGAGUUCCUCUGGCACUUUGGAGACUCCACAUCAAUCAGAACCAACUCAAGGACCAUUUUGAAAAGAUACCAAAAACCUGGCAGGUAUGGAACUUUCCCAAAUGAGGCAAACAAAACUUUUUUUGCUCCUCAUAAAGGCAAUAAAUAUCAAUAAAGUAUAAAAGUAUAUAUCUAAAUGCCUCUCUUGACUUUGCAGGUAUGAUAUCGUCGUAGUCAUGUCCAGCAGCUGGGGCACCGUAACCUCUGAUGUGUUCCCGCUGGUUGUCCAGAGAGCGGUGAAGCUCAACAAGCUGCUCCACCCGACAUCUGUCCUACAGAACCAAACAGUGAUGAUGAGUUGUCGGGUCAGCGUGGGGACUGAUGUCACCUUCCUGUGGAACUUUGGAGACGGAUCACGUAGAGCGGGACAGAGCAGAGAGCAGCACGUCUACCUCAGGCGAGUUUCACCAUCAGUACUCAUACUCAUCAGUUCCAUACAGAUUUGUUUUUUAUAUAAAAUCUGACUCUUAUGUUUUACUCAUUGAGAAUCUUUUCAUUUUAAAUCUAAAAUGUAAACUAAAGCUGUUUCUGCGACUGUCAUCUACCCUGGGCUGUGAUUGCAGACAUUAAAAUAACAAAUCAGUCCUGAUGGUAAUAACCUCCUUUCUGUCCACAUGGGGUUUUGGUAUCAACUCAACCCAAAAGUUCCCCACAUCAGCUUUAACUUUAACUUUGACAUGUAUUUUUGCUUUCUUGUAUUUAGGACAGGAGAGUUCACAGUAACAGUCACUGUGUCCAACCUGGUCAGCUCCGCCUCUCUGAGUCGUCACAUCUUUGUUGUCGACCGGCCCUGUCAGCCUCCACCUGUCAAAAACAUGGGGCCCCUCAAAGUGCAGGUAUGUUUUACCAGCAAGUAUAACUGGAAGGAUCAUUAUUUUUCAACAGUCUCCAGUUCAUCUUCUCUUUUUUCUUCAAGGUUCGAAGACACGAGGUUACCCGUCUGGGGGUGACUUAUGACACUGAAGUGGACUGUGAUAUUUCAGGAGGCCUUCACUACACCUGGACCUUAUUUGACUUUGCAGGACACGUCUUUGGUUUGCCUCUUAUAGACACACACAGACAGAGCCUCGUACUGCCCGAGUUCCUCCUCAACUAUGACACUUACACUGCUGUAGCCAGGGUAUGAACAACGAAGUGACAAAAACUGUCCUGUACUGACCUCUAAACUGGUCUCUGGGACUCUCUUGAAGAGUUUAUAAUCCAUCUUUAUCCUGCAGGUUCAGGUCGUUGGCAGUGUGGUGUACAGUAACUACAGCGUGAGUGUGCAGGUGAUACCGAGUCCUCCUGUGGCCUUCAUUCAGGGCGGCACCAACAUCUUCAUUAACAACCAUAACACCUCUGUGGUAACCUUGGAUGGGCAGAGAUCCUAUGACCCAGAUUUUCCUGAAAACCCACUCAGGUAGAGGAACACUUUUAAUGGAUCUGAGGCGUGUGUGCUUAUCAUCCGACAUCCAAACUUCAGAGUGUUUCUCUGAUUUCUUCUUUGCAGCUUUAGUUGGACAUGUAAACCCGUCAGCUCCAUCCCCAGCUCCUGUUUCCACCAAAGUGUCCCCUCUUCGUCCCCUGUGCUUGAAUUUCCCACGAGUUUCCUGAAACACGACUUUGACCAGUUCCAGUUCACGCUCACCGUCCACAGCGGUCAGCGCUCAACUUCAAUUGAGACUUUUGUCACAUUGACACAAAAUGUAAUCAGGUAAGAAACACUACUUCACUGUGAGUGAAUUAGAUUCCUGUGUUAGAGUGUGUGCUGUAUCUCAACAUACCUCUUUUCCAACAAAGGGAGGUGUCUAUCGACUGCUCUCAGUGCCAGGGAGACCAGCUGAACUGGGAUCAGUUGUUCUCUUUCAGAGCCGUCUGUAAAGGUUGUGAUACUUCCUCAGACGAUGUGCAGUACAGCUGGAGUCUGUACUUGGUCAAUGCAUCCUCCAAGCCUGUCACAGAUGGUAAAAACAGACAAAAACACCUGGAGACGAAUCAUUUGAUUUAUUGAUUUACAAAAAAAAAAAAAACCCAACACCAUAAUUCCACCUUUUUCGUUUUAUUCCAGUCCCAUUUUGUUACACCUUGGAUCUCGGUGCUCCGAUAAACAUCUGGGAGGGUUCUGCAGCUUCACCUCCUCACACUCCUGGGAUGUCCACCUUGCACCCACCUGUUUCAGAUACCUCACAUGACAUCCAUGCUUUCAGUGCAUCUGAAGCAAGAGCCGGGAAGCUGAACCCGAACCCAAACCCGACUGAGAGCUCAAUAUUUUCUAAGGAUGACAGAAAAAAGUCAAGUAAGUGAUAAAACAGCAGCUGCAGUGCUUCCCAGGUGGUUUCCUGAGUGAAAACAGAUAAAUGAAAUAGUGCUGCACACUGGAGGAGAAAAUAACUUUCUGCAACUUCUCAUUUCCUCCUCAGGUUUGUCAAAAACUGAGCCUUUCCCUUCUGUAGUCAUCUUAGACAGGAGUCUCAGGCAGGCCUGGAAAACAUUAUGAUUCUUUACAGUGCUGCAAGCUUUUAGUGUUUAAUUCAUGGAGGAGAAAUGCUUGAGAAUGUAAAGUUUAUUAUGCUCACAAAUAGCUUAUUAGUGUUUGAGAUAUGUGCAUCAAUAAAGAAAAUCGACGAGAGGUAAUAAUGUGCAAGGUCACCGUUACAGUAAAAAGGAUAGUUUAUGAAUAAUUUAACAGCUUUUCCUCUUUAUUUCCAGGAGAGGAGCCCUUUUAUCACCCACAGGGGGGGUUUCACCCUCGGGAGCUUUCGCACUCCUCCACUAAAUACCAGUCUCUUGCCCUUGACAACGGCAGCAUCCAAUAUUCAGAGCACUUUGACAGUGACGUUAUCAGUGAAUCACCAAUUGAUUUGGACUCGUCUGCUGACUGGGAUCUUUCUUUUCCUGUCUCGGAGAGCGGUGACUCGGGAGUUGGACGAGGUGAGGCAAAAAUAGGCUGGAGUUUCGGCUCUGGAGCUUUUCUGUUCCUGCAGUUUGGUCCUGAAUUGAUGAAUUAAAGACUCUUGAUCAGCUCCACAUAGUUCAUGAAUCACUCUGGGGGAUAAAAACUUAAGUGACAAGCAAAUUUCUAAGCUUAUAACAACAAUAGGGGUAUGACUGAUCGUUUUGCACCUUCAGAUUAUGAUGCUGCCUGGAUGAGCCCGGACGAAGGUGAUCCAGGGAUUUCAGCAGGACGGCCCACAGGUACAGCACCAUUCAUUCAUUCAUUCAUUCAUUCAUUCAUUCAUUCAAUCAAUCAAUCAAUCAAUCAAUCAAUCAAUCAAUCAAUCAAUCAAUCAAUCAAUCAAUCAAUCAAUCAAUCAAAAUUUUGUUUAUAUAGUGCCAAUUCACAACAGUCAUCAUUCCAAGAUGCUUUCCAGAGAAAAAGUGCGGGUCUAGACCACACUCAUUGUUUGAUCCAACCUUAAGAUGGGACAGAUUUGACCCAUCUCAUCUAAUAUGAGAGACAGUGGCGAGGAAGAACUUCCUUUUAAGAGGCAGAAACCUUGGGAAGGACCAGACUCAUGUUAGACAGCCACCACACUGCUGCUGGGUUAGGGAGAAAUACAGAGAGAUAGAGAGAGAUUAAUGUCUUUGUUUACCAAGAAUCCUAAAUGCUGAUGUGUGUGUGUUUACCUGCUUGUGUAUAUCAGGUGUGGAUGGUGAGACCUAUAGUGCAGGAGAUUAUGAAGAGUUCCAUCCAACAUUUCAUGAAGACGAGGGCAGCAAUCUGGUGGAUGACAGGCCAUCUGUGACGACACGGGAUCCAGUUUUACUCGAUCUACAUCGAGACCCAGUGGACAGGAGUGUGUUUGAGUCCUACACAUACACAGGUAUGUUAUUUAUGACACUCAAUGGGACAAAAUUGUGUUUAUCGACCUCAAAAGUCAAAUAUCUUUCUCUUUCUUUUCACCAUCACAGGAAUUUCCUCUCCUUUGCUCAGCCUCAGACCGUUCAGUCUGAGACCCGGCAGCAGAUACAUGUUGGAGGUCAUGGCCAGUAAGUCUAGGGUCAUUGUUAAUGUGUUAGAAACUGGCGUGAGAGCACUUUACGAACACACAAGAAGCAAAAAACUAAUUAGACGCUCUUGAGGCUAAAUGUAUUUGAAUGUGAUAACAGCGGCAAGCAGAACAAUUUUGUAUUUUUUUCAGAAUCAGUUUCAGAAAAAAAGUAAAAGAAAUGUUUUUGAUCUAACCGUCUAACUAAGGGAGUAGAUGAGUGUCCGGAUGCUGUUCUGAUUAUUACCUGUUGGAUUCAGGUUCUCAGGAUGGUUUUCUGGGCCGGUCUCAGCUUUUCUUCAAAACCAACCCCACUCCAAAAGGGAUGAGGUGCCAGGUGCAGCCAAUGACAGGACAGGAAUUGUAUACACACUUCAGCAUCUUCUGCACCUCUGGGAAAGAGGUAUUACAUGAACAGUAUCACAUACAAGCAAAACAUUGAGUGCUAACCCUGUGUAUUUUCUGUGUUUUUUAAAACCUCAUAAAUACUCACUUCAUUUUCAGAUGAUUGUAAAGUAUUUGUUGGAUUUACUUUGUUUUCUGCAUGUUAGACUUCAUGUCAGUGAUUGUCUGUGUGUGCUAAAGGACUUGGUGUAUGAGUACAGCUUCAGCGUAGGAGACAGACCUCCCAGGAUGCUGUAUCAGGGCAGGGACAUCCAGCACUACUUCAGUCUUCCUUCUGGUGACCCUAAAGAUGACUAUAAAGGUAAAAUCCUACAAAUAUACAUAUACAGGGAUGUGUUAGUUUUUUUAAUAUAGUGGUGCUAGAGUUACAGAUGUUUUCUUUUAGUUAAAUUUAUGAUUGUUUUCCCUCUUUAGUAACUAUUAACACAGAGAUCAGGAGCAGCACCCAUGGGACAGCCACUAGACCAUGUCCUGUAACAGUCCAAGUCCAGCCGAGCUUCUUCAGAAGUGACUCUUCUUCUUCAGGUCUCGAUCCUGAUAAGGAGCUGUAAGGAUCACCAUGUCAUCACAUCACAGCAGGACCACAGUCAUGCAUCUCCACGUCUUUUACACUCAUUUCUUCUUUCUCUUUAGUUCAGAGGCAGGUCUGAGGAACUUAUCCGCUCUGCUGCAGCUCGGCAACAACAAUGAGAUCCGUAACUACAUCGCUCUCCUCUCCGACAUUCUGAACAGACUCAGCAGGGACACUGAGGCAAACACACGAAUACAGAAACUCACACGCAACGUUCUCAUCUGCACACUGUGUGAGCUUGAAAGCAGUGAACAGGUAUACACCAGAGAUUUACACUCAAACUCAAUCCGACAUUUCUGAUUUGAACAAAUCCCUCUCAGUGUUUACCUGUUUUUACUCCUGUGUUUCUUUCUGAACUACAGACUUGUGCAGCAUUUUAACAACAUGUCUUUCAAUUCCAGGCUUCAAUGAUAGACAACACCCACAUCCUUGAAAAUCUUUUACAAGUUACUCAUCAGGUAGGUCUCGUUUCUUAGGCUUUUAUUGAUCAAGAUUAAGUUGAAAAGUGUGUCUUAUUCUUGCUUUAUUCUGCUUAGGUGACACUAGCAAGUGCAAAGCGAGUGAUGUUUCAUGUUAAGGCAAUCUCAAAGCGGUUAUCACAGUCCAGAGCUCCAGGCUGGUACCAUCUGGACCAGAAGACACUAAACACCCUGGUGGCCCUGCUCUCAUACAGCCUGCAAGCUGCUGUAAAUAGAGAUGACUCCUCAUUGGCAAAAUCAGUCAGUGGUGACACCAAAUGGACUUCAGAAUCAGCCUCACAUGGUUAUGACAGAAAAAAUGACUCAUCCAGCGGAGAAAAGCUCUCAACAAAGCAGGUGCUGCAGCUCAAGGCUGAUAUUCUGCAGACUGCUACAGACCUGAUGCUGGUGAGAAACAUGAUCCUCUGCAUGCUCACCUAUCACAAGUUUUUAUAUCCUCUCCUCCCUUUUUUCUACUUUUAAUUUCCUCUUUUUUUUAGGAGUACAUCUUGUUUCACGAAGCCUCGGAGCACAAAGUCAGCACUGGUUUUGUUUUCUUACACGCCGGACACCAAAACCAAACCUCCACAAUCAUCAAGGGUGUUUCAAGCACCUUCUACCUGCCCUCCUCCCUGAUCCGACACAGAGAGAAUGAGAGACCGUGUGUGCUCAGCAUGCUGACUGAGCUCACACACAACCCGUACACCCAGGCCGGCCAACCUGGACAGGUGAGACUUGCAAAAUAUGAAAGCAGAAAUGAUCCAAGAUUGAAGGCAUCGCUCUGAUUUUUUGCUCUUUUAUUUUACAGCCGAGUGGACCUGUGGUGGACCUGAGUCUGUACAAGUGCGGCUCAAAGAGAAAGAUCCCUGUUCGCUCCCUCGCUCAGCCAAUAAACAUCGAGCUGCAGCCACCUCAGAGGACUGUACGUCACUGUUCCAUCUUUCCUGAUAGUAACAGAGUCAGUACAGUUGAUUGAUUGUUGAUUUCUUUCUGCAGAAGAGCUUCGCUUCUGACCACAUCCUCCUGCCCGGCCAGAUCAACUACCACACCUUUAACAUUACCCAGCAGCACUUGCAACAGGCUAUCCAGAUUUGCGUGGUGUUGAAGCCGUCGCUCAACAAGGCGUUUCCUGUCAUGCUUCUCUUCAGGUAAAAAGGCAGGGACUAAGGCUGUUGUGUGAAAGUCACUAUAGAAUACCAAAAAAUAAAAGUGGCGCAUAAUCUAACUAAGAGUCUCUGUUGGUGGCAGGAUGUUUGAGAGGCCGACUCCCAGCAUGAACCACCUGAGAAAGAUUCACCACUGGGAGACAAACACCUUGUGUAUCGCUCUGCCUCCAUACUACCUUAAUGGUGAGAAAUCCAUUCACUGCUCCUCACAUUAUCACACAUAGUGACAUAUCAGUUUAAAAUGAUAAUGAUCGGUUUGUUAUUACUUAUUUAACUUAUCAAUACUUGUGAAAAUCUUAAAAGCCUUUUGAAGAUAAAAGGUCAUGUGUCACAGUCUAGAGUGAAACAAAAGGCCAUAAUGGAAGUUAAAGACAAAAAAAGGAUUUAUUAAAAAAACUAAACAAAAAGCAACAAAAACUUACUUCCAAAAUGUCCCACCAAAAAAUCCAAAAGGCAAAAUCCAACUAAAAAUACUGGGGAAAAUAUCACAAGGACAUAACAGGGAACACAAGCGACGCACGCAUCAACAUAUAAUAAACCAAACAGGACAGAGGGGAAGACAGGGACUAUAUACACACUGGUAAACGAGCAACAGGUGAGGCAAACGAGACACAGGUGAGGCAAACGAGACACAGGUGCAACUCAUGAGUGAUUAACGAGGGAGGGAAAACUAGGAAAGUAAAAGCAGACUAGAAACACAAGGAAUCAACUACUACAAAAUAAAACAGGAAACACACAAAACUGAACUAAAGGAUAAAACACAGAGAACAGAAGAGAAACAGGGUCAAACACAAACUGAAAACUCACAAGACUGGACUACAAGGGAACAGAAACACUAUGGAAAUUUUACCAAAGAAAAUACACUUCAAUAACAAAACCCGGGAAAAAAAAAAGAUAACAUAAUAUAUCAUGACACCAUGGGUGAGUGGAAAAAAUAUAUGGAUUUUAUUCAGCAAGUCAAUGUAACAAAGUUAUAAUUAUUACUGAAACCAACUGAAAUAUGGCCGAAUGAAUAGUUGGAAGCUUUUUUGUAAACUGAGAUUAAAUUAGAAAUUAACAACCAUGGAAAUAGAAUAUUUAUUUAAAGAGAAUUUUGCCAUUAAGAUACUAAAACAGAACAAAUGUCCAGCUGCAGGGGUUGGACACCUGGCUCUUCUGAAUGAUGAUUUUAGGAAAGCAGCCACACAAAAGCACCUGAGUGAGCGGCUCAGCUACAGUCUCACUGUGGACACCAGUCUAUGUUUGUCCUGGGACGACCACCAGGGGGCCUGGACGCAGCACGGCUGCAGGACACAGCCAACGCGCACAAGUGCUGCAGUCAAUUGCAGGUAAGGAGAGUUCAGGCAUGAGAAGUGGAGACAGAGAGAACUGUUCAGAUGACUAUCUGCAUUGUUGGUGUUUUCUGUUUGUCUCAGCUGUCAGCAGUUUAGGCCCCUGACUGUGGUGCAGCAGCAGAUUCAGAGCAGCCAUGAUGCAGCCGGUCUGGACCCCUUCCUGAGGUGAGCUCAUCCACAUUUAGACCAGGAUGAUUUAGAUUCAAAAAGGAAAAGAAAAAGCCUUUGUGACUGAAACUAAUUUUCACUCACCCUGUUGGAGUUCAAGGUUCAACUUUGAAACCAUCACCAUAGCAACAACCUGGUAACAAGUUUGAAGAAUAAAUUCAAACAGGGAGAAAAGUUUCUUUUUUCUGUGACCUGACAGAAAGGUGGACAUUUUUCUCUCUCAAAGUAAUUUUUUGCAUAUUUGUCUGCAGUUUUAUUUCUAAAAAGAAUAAAAGAUGAGAUGGAAAAUCCCCCUUUUCCUCUUGUCUCUAGUGUGCCCACUGAUUUGACAGUCCUGGGUGUGCUGAUGCUGUGCGUCUGCCUGUACAUCCCGGGGAUCAUGGCUUGUAGGCAAGCUGAUAUUGUGUCCAAGGCAAACUGUAGAGUCCACUACCUCUCUGACAACUCGCCUCAAGACCCUUAUCUCUAUACUGUGACAGUCCAUACUGGUCCCUGGUCUGCAGCCCAUAUGAGUGCAAAGGUAAGGUGAUAUUUGAAUGCCUUAGACUAAAAGAUGGGAUUUAUUGGUCAUGUGAUAACACAAAAAAAAGUUUAUUUACUUAUUUUUAAUUGAGUAAUAUGAUAUCACACAGUUUUUUUUUUUUGUCUGAGGGUGUUUAUAGCUGAUUUUCACAGAACAAAAAGCAGAAAUCCACUAAAAGUCGUUCGAUUAUUCGUAUCAUCCCAAAUAGUUGAGUUUGUGCGGAGAACCAUGUAGAUUGUGUCUCCCUUUUCCAGUUGAAGAACAAAUCCAUUAGACACAUGAACAUAGCCGUGGUUAUCAUUAACAUCGUAACAGUGAGUCAUUGUCUUGUCAUUGUGGAACAGUUUGACCCCUAACACGUUUGAAUAUCGUGCAUCCCACCCGUUGAAUCUAAAGAAGUAGGCUCCUUUGACGGGGGCUGUGAAGAUUCCUGCAACAAAAGGAGGUAUCCAGUAAGGAUUAAGCAGCCUUUUACCAUCUUUGAUAUCAAAAUACAGCCUCUUUUUACAACAGCUGUAAAAUUCUUUAUCAACAAAUCAAAAAUUAACAGAACAAGGAAGUGUGACGACAAUAGAAUGAAUAUAAUUAGAGGGUUAAAAUAUGGAAAAAAGGGAAAAUUAAGUGUGAAGUAUGUGAAUACCUGUCGUGGGGUUGUAGGCCUGGCCAAUAUUAGUGAAGACUUUACCAAACUUAAGAGUUACUUCAGUGUUGAAGGGUCCAGUAUGUCCCACAUCAGUCAGACCGACCGUGAAUGCCACUUUUGGACGGUCUGUUUUAAUGUAAACAUCAGCAAGGCAAAAAAUAUAGUUAAAAAAUACAGACAACUUUACUUUUAUGGCGCUUUUAUACAGGUAAGAGCGGACGAUAACAGUGAUUAUUAAUAACAGUUUUAUUCAUAAUGAAGUGGCUCUGCACUAAACAAAGCUCUCUAAUGAAACGCUCUUCUCACUACCACCAAAAUAUGACUUUUGACAUGAAUGUAUGAUGUAUUUUGCUUACCUGCAUUUUCCCUCUGGAGCUCCUCCAACCCAAUCUCGAUGGAGCUAAUUCUGGUCUUUAAAACUAUGAACACAUUUAACACUGUUUUAAUGUUUUGUGGCUGACACAUUUAAGCAAAUUCUUAUGAUAACAACAACAACAGUCUUACCAGAGAUCUGACUUUCAGCCGUGGUUAGGCUGUUCAGGAGAUCUGGUUUCAAGAAAAAUUAGAGUUUUUAACGAAGGAAAAGUGAACUGUUUAUGAGUGUAAACUUUUGUAUAAAAUAAAUCAUUUGCAAAAAUUAUUUGAGCUUUUUAUCAGUGUUGUAGCUCACCUGUAUUCUCCCUCUUCAGAUCUUUCACCUGGGUUUCAAUGGAGCUCAUCUGGGCUCUUAAAACUGAAAAUGUUGCAUGUUAAUAGCAAAGCUGCUUUCUAUUAAGCUGACGAGAUAAUUGAUGAGAUUUAUAUUAGCAGCAUUGUACUCCAAGCUUUGAUAACUUUUCCCUGAAGGUUUGCCAAAGGUUGAAUACAAUCACUAACAUUUAUACAAGAUUUUAGCUGAGAGUAAACAUUAAAUCUCUGUCUACUUACUUUUACUGACAGGCAGUCUGGCCUGGAGAUGGAACCAAAUCAUUAAAUCAUGUUUUUUAUAACAUGAAUUACCUGAAUUAUCUUGCUCCAGCUUUUCUAUCUUUCUGUUGCUGUUCAAGAGCUCCACCCUUUGCUCGAUAGCCAUGUCUCUCAGCUCCUUCAGUUCAGCCCAAAUGCUUCUCUGAUUGAUAUUGUCCCCCACUGAGCCUCCCAUAUCGAUCUGAGACCAUGUCCAGUCCAGACAGAGGAGCAACAACAGAGCACCAGCAGCAGCCCUCAUUCUGAAAUAUUUCCUCUUAGAUAGUCACAUGGACUCUGACUCUUUCUUUAUAUACACCUGAAACGGCCAAUGAACUUCCGUGUGAUGAAAUCCAAAAUGCCCCACAUUACACCAGUAGGGGAGAGCGGGGUAACUGGAGUCAAAGGUUAAGUUGAGCCACCCCCUGUUGCUUAGAAAUGAUUGAAAGAAAUUGAUCAUGUGACCAAAUAUUUAGGAGAUGGGCUUCAAUUCAUGGAGUCUGUGAAGGUUAGACGUUUAUUUAAAAAAAAAGCAUUUUUCACUCUUGAAAGUGAAUUAAGUCUGUCAUAAGUUUCAUUAGAAUUGUGUUCAGACCAAAAAAGAUCAUUUUAAAUUAGUUUUAUACAUCAAUUGUGGUGUUUAUGAGCGACAACAUGAGGUCAAAAACCGAGUGGAAAAGUCCACCAUUUUAGAGUAGAGGACUAAUAAAGUCAUCAUACAUGGGGUAAGUUGACCAUAGGAGACCACUUUUUUUUUGGCAUGCUAUAUUAUCCAGACAGUUAUGUUUAUACUCAUUCUGUUGGUUUGCAGGGAUGAACAAAAUCUUUAAUAUAUGCAGAUACACUAGUUAGAGACAAUACUAUGAUUGUCUUGAUGUAGUGAUCCGAAAUAUGAAAAAUGGCUCAUCUUACCCCACUCUCCCCUACACUUGAAAGAAAACAACAGCUAGUUCAACUUUAAGGGACCCUGAGGUGCUUGAUGUGGUUUUGAUGCCCCAUGUAGACAAAGUGAACGCUCUUCUCUCCCGCUGAUAGCUUGUAUGUGUAUAAUAUCUGUCUCUAGUAUAGUGUGUACUCAAAAGGAAACCAUCUCUAAUUUUUCACCAGGUCUAUAUAGCGCUGAAAGGUGAAGAUGGGGUUUCACAGACAAAACAACUACAAGUCCCAGGGUGCACGCUGUUCAGACCGAACUCUCAGGACACCUUUAUAUUAAGGUAAAAUAAGAUUAAGAUGGUCGAUCUGGUGAGGAGAAAAGGUCUGUUAUCUUUUUUUGCUUUUUGAAUCAACACACUGGAUGAAGUUUCUUCCCCUGACUCCACAGUGCAGCAGACAGCUUAGGUGAAAUGCUAGGGGUUCACAUCUGGCAUGACAACUCUGGACCCUGCCCCACCUGGUACCUCAGACACGUGGAGGUAUCUGAGGUAAGCUUGCCUGUUUAAAAAAUGCGCCGUUCCCUUUGUGCUUUGACUCGAAUCAACUCUGUUUUCUACUUUUUAAACAGCUGAACAGAGGGAAUGUAAAAAGUCGUGCUUGGCUCUUUGUUGGUCGUUGUUGGCUGGCUGUCAGUAAAGGUGAUGGCCGGGUGGAGAGGAUGCUGCAAGUUAGCAACAAGGGAAUGAGCUUUUCUAAGGUGGCGCUCUGACACAUACACACACAAACACACACAAAAUAAGAUCUAUUUCUGAUUAUGCAAAUGUGUCCUUGCAGAUGUUGACUCUGAAGUUAUCUGACUACCUUGCCGACCACCACAUGUGGGUAUCUAUACUCAGCAGCCCCCACCCCAACUCUUUCACAUGUACUCAAAGGCUGAGUGUUAGCCUGCUGCUCCUGAUGGGUUAUGCAUGUAUGAACACGGUCAUUAUAUCACAAAUGGAGGACCAGGUAUGAACAUAAAAGCUACAAAGUCUGCAAGAGUAAGAAAAUAGUUCACCUAUAAUGCUGAUGUUCCUGGUGCUUUGUUUGCAGUUGCUGUUUGAAGUGGGCUUCAUUCAUGCAUCAGCUGUUUCCGUGACAACAGGAAUAGUAAGUGUGGUGGCUGUGUUACCUGCCGCAGCAUUGAUAUCCUUCCUUUUUAGGCUGCGUGAGGUCAAACUGUCUGGACCAGAAGUCCAAAACAGAGACAGCAGAGACACUGAGAAGGUUUUUUUUGGAGGUGAGCUGAGAUUACGUUGGACACAGAUUUUCCCCUCUUUCCUCAGAAUGAGCAACAACAUCAGAUGAAAAUAACAUUAAUUAUGCUCUGUCUUUGUAUGACCAUAAUGUUUCUUUACACAGAUGCUCUUUCGGUGACUGACAGCGUAUCUGAACCGCAUCUCUUUUGGAGCAGCGUUCAUCAGUGGGCGCAGGAGGCGUGGAGGAACAAAUACCAGGUUACACCAACAUCAUUAUUAUUCCGUCUUGUCUUUGUUCCUUUCCUUUUCUUACACCUGCUUUAAUUUCCUCUUGUUUUCUAGAGCACAGACCUGCAGUCGGUGUCCUCUACGUGUGUUGAAAACAAAAAAACAGAUAAAGACCCUGCGGUUCAAACAGAUGAGGCCAUAAGAAAGGAACAUGCUCUAAUAUUUGAUGGACAACUAGGACCAGAGUUGCAAAAUUCGUCACAUGUUUCGGGAAAGGAGUUCGAUCUCUUCAGUGAAAGCAACAGAUUUAAUGGAUCCCAAAAAUCUCUGUUGUCCGUAACUCAGGAUGGAGCUCAGACUUGUCAAAAAGAGACUGAUCUUACAGGGGAAAAGGAGAAAAGCAGCCAUCAUGGAGCAUCUUUGUCCAAUCACAGCAGAUGUGAUGACACCAGCAUUGGGCCCAAAAGGAGAAGAUUCAGACCAGUAUCUCAGUGGAGUCACAGUUUAGCCUGGACUCUGUGUGUGCUGCUAUCGGUCUCCUGCCUGGUGCUGUCUGCAGUGCUGGGAUUAAGGUAGCGCAUAUAUGAUAUCAGUGAAUAGAUCAUUGUUAAAAUACAUGAACUCUACUCCAAUGAAUUAUGAUUUCGACUUACUUGUGAAUAUUGUAUAAAGGUAAAAUUGAAUGUUUGUGUUUUCAUUCUUCAGGUUCAGCAGCAGCAAGCUUCUGCUCUGGAUACACUCUCUUUUCUUCUCCCUGAUGUCUUGCAUCUUUGUCAUUCAGCCAGCUGUGGUAAACUAAUAUCUAUUUUUGUUCAAACUAAUGCAAAAAAUAUUCUUGGAUUUAUGUUAAACUGGAUUUACUGGAAUGUGAAGGUGAUUUAACACCAAACUCUUUGCACUUUCUUCUUAUAGAUAAUCACAGUAGCAGUGGCUGUCUCAUUUUGGUACAGAAAUCGAGCAGACGUUUAUCGUUUCGCCAAAGUGAGAGAAUUUGAAACAGCAGAUACAAAACUAUGGAGCCAAGAUGGUUCAAAUCAACAAGAAGAUCAGAUCUGGAAAACUGCCUUUCUCCAGAAGAGAUGCUCAAACCUCGAUAAGGUGGCACCUACCCUCCGCUCUCAUUCUGUCCUCAUUUAUUCUGCAGUCCCUAUUUUAAUAUAGAAUUUAUCACUUCUGAUUGACAGCUGCUUAGAGCUCGCCAGAGAGCCCGCUACCUCCGUUACGUAAGACCGCCAACACAAGCAGAACUCAGGACAACCCGUGGGAAGAAAAGGAGAGAGACUCUUCUCUGCAAAACCCUCAGGUGUGAAUCUGUGUGUUUUUACAGAUGUUUGUGUGAAAUGAAGAGCAGUGUAAAGAAUCAUUCUCAUCUUGUCUUUCAGGGAUUUGAGCGUCUGUUUCUCCAUGCUUUUCCUGAUGCUGUGUAUGAAUUACAGCAGCUCAUCUAUCGACCAUAGUCAUCUUAACAAAGCUGUCAGAAAACACUUUAUAAGGUAACAUUUGCACACUCACGCACACAUUUUCUAUCUUUUCUUCUGUUUUUGUUGCUCUUUAAAUCAACUCUCUCUUUAACAGGAGUCAAGAUUCUGCAUUUAUGUCCAUACAAAAGUAUGAUGAAUGGUGGAGGUGGGCACAGACCUGUCUCCUUCACUCACUGUAUAUAAAUGCAUCAACUGCAACCAAGGUAGGCCUGCAGAGUUUCAGAGCUGUAGAAUAAAUGAUGUCUUCAUAACCCACUAAAUGACAUGUGCCUGCUACAAUAGAGGGUAUAAUUUAAUAAAAGUGUUUCUAACCUUUUUGUUCCAUCGCUCAAUGAUUUGACAUCAUCCAACAGACACACAUCUUGAUAGGAGAGCCAAUCCUGUGGAAGAUAGACAAGUCAAGCUCAUUUCAGGGCAAGGUAAGCAACUACAACACACUACAUUUUAAAUGUUACAUCCCAUACCAACUCAAAUUCAUUUUAGCUUAACUUAUGAUUAUUUUAACUUAAUGCUCCUGUGAGGAAUUUUUACCAAGAUAUGAAACUGACGAGAACUAACAGUGAUCUCUCCUUAUGAUCUAGACAUAGACUAGAACUGACAGUGAUGUCUCCUUAUGAGCUAGACAGAUAUAAAAGGUAUCGCUUUGUCUAUAGGAGGCCUUAAACAUGAAAUGAGGCACAUAUAACAUUUUUCCUAUUAGCAACCCUUACAGUUUGAACUGCUUUUUAGCAAUCAGCAAAUUAGAAACACCUUCAAUAAAUCACUAAAUUUUAUUUAUAAAAGUGUUUUUCCUACAAGGAAUGUAACUCAAAGUGCUUUACAGCUAAGUUAAAAACAAAAAACUAUCCCAGAUGCCCCCCAUCCCACACUCCCACACACACUAAAAUAGUGGAAAUGAGGCUGAGUACAGAUGAACCAGUUGAGAAAGCGCCAUCAGAGGAGCCGUCAGCACCAGGAGCAAAGAGCCACCUGCAGCCACAGGACACCAACACAGGGUUAGAGGAGGGAUGUUACAGACACCUCCACCAGGAACCCUGUGGCUGGCCCCUGCAACCACAAGUGACCACCGCACCCGGUGCCAAGGGCUCUCCCAGAGGAAACACUGGGCAUCCUGAAAUUGUUAAAAGGAUAAAAACAAGUAAAAACUAAAAUAUGAAUAAAACACAGACCAUCUUCGUAACAAUAAAUACAAAUAAAUAUAAAAUAAACCUAGGCUAACAAGAAUGAAGAUAAAACAAAUAAAUAUUAAUUAAAAGCUAAGCUAAAUAGGUGGGUCUUGACGCUGCUCUUAAAAACAUGAACGUUCUCAGCGGCCCUGAGGUCCUCUUGCUAGCUCUGCUGCCUUUGCCUGUAUGUCAGGACAAAAUUUCACUCCAAAUUUUCCCAUCAGAAAUGGUCAGGGUCCAGUAGCUCCUCUGGCCUCUCUCACAGCAUUGCCCAGUCACUGUCUUUGUUUCCUGAAGGCUAACAUUUUAUCACAGCGUUGACAGAGAGAGGGGAAAUAUGUUAGAGUACCUUAUUGCAGAUUAACUGAAUGUAAUAAGUGGAAGGUUGUUGCCGUCAAGGCUUUGUGUCACAGUUCUGAAGAGACCCAAGUGCAGAAUGACACUAAGACAGAAAUAGGGCCAAAGCAGAAUUUUAAUUAGCAUACCAAAAAUGGGAAAGUAUCAGUCCAAUCCAAAGUCAAAACCAAAAUCCAGUCCAACCAGGCAGAAGAACAGUGUCAAAAGGCAGAAUCCAAAACAGGGAACAGGCAGAAUUAAAAAAAAACAAAAAUUCAGUUCAACCAGUCAGAGGUACAAAAUUGACAGGCAAAAGCCGAAACAGAGGUCAGGCAGAGUUCAAAAUACUGCCAGGAUAGAUACAAACAAACAGGCAGGCAGGAGCGCAGAUGACAAACUGGCAACAAGAGUUUUGACUGACUGGUCUUAAAUACUGGCAGGUGAUCAGCAAACAGGUUACAGGUGUGAGCAGGAACGUGUGGCUCAGGAGGAGCAAGCAGCUCCAGCAGUGUCCAUGACAGCUUUGUAUCUGAGAAUUAAUUCAUAUCAUCGUUGUGACCAAUCAGAAUCCAGUAUGUAAGACAGUCUGGUAAUAACAAUGAAUAAACUAGUGUAACUUUUAAUGCUCUAAGAAGUGAAAAAGUCAGUUUGGUGACACUUUUACUCCACAUCUACCUCUAGAGGGUGCUGUUUAACAAACGAGCCAAAGCAGCAAGCAUAUACUGCACACAGUUGUAACUUCUGAGAGGAAUUCAGUCAUCUCUCAAUGCCAUACAUUUUCAACCUGCACAAACUGAGGAGUAACUCUUGUUUUGUUUGUUUGUUGAAGCAAUCACUGUGUCACAGUCGUACCAAACAUUUAUAAUUUUGUUCAGUCUGUCUCUGUGCUCUGUAUGACUCUGCUCAGGUCUCUGGUCGAAAUCUCACUCCAGAAUAUCUUCACUCAGUCCUGUCCUGGAGCAAAACACCCACUCAUUCACAUUCACACCACAGUAGUGUGAAUCGUCCUGAAACACCUCCAAGGACAUGUGGUCAGUGGGGCUGUAACUUUGGACAAAAUGCAUCCAUCAGUUUGGGCCACAGGAGGUGAGAAACACACAGACACACACUGAAAAAGUAUUUCAUGUUGAUUCAGUGUCCAUGAAAUCCUCACUUUGGGUCCCUCUGCAGGUCUGAUGCUGCGUCCAAACUGAAGCUUCUUCAUUCAGGUGACUGGCUGAGCAGACAGACGGCUGCUGUCAAAGUCCAGUUCACCUUGUUCAGCCCUGGAGCCAACUUAUUCACUGGUGUGACGAUGAUGGCUGAGCAGAGCUCCACGGGUGUCCUGCUGCCCUCUGUCAGAGUCCAGUCCGUCAGGGUGUAUCACACUCCUGCUGUGGGGGACUAUGUUGCUAUGGCGAGCCAAGUAAAAUGCUACUUAACGCCAUUGAUUUUCUGUUCUAAAAAUGAAGCAAACGAUGAUCUGGUUGUUGUAGAAACUGAAUGUUUUUCUUCUUCUUUUUCUUCUUCCCCACCAGCUCCUCUUCCUUUUCUUGUCUCUGCUGCAAAUCUGUGAUCAGGCGUACUCUGCAGGGCAGCAGGGGCUGAUGGGAUACUGGAGGAGGCCCUCCAACUGGCUAGAAGUGAGUCCACAGCACAUCCAUAAGGCCAUGGACUACUUGUUACCAUUAAAAUAAAGGUUAAAAAAUUGACCCCUAAACAAAGUGAAAAAAGUGAACACAGGUUGGACACAUGAACACAAAUAUGCCGCCUAAGUUUGCCAACAUUGCAAACAGGAUCACAGUGACCUCUCUGAGAGGGUAAAGUGAUCUUUAGCUCUUGAACUGACAGAGCUGUGAAGUUAUUCACACAGAAAAAGGGAUUUUAAGGUCAAACACAAAGCAGGAUACCAACUGCACAAAAUCUAAAGUUUCUGUUUCUGCUUUUUCUACAGGUCGGUUUGCUGAUAGUAACCCUGGUGUAUUACAGUUGUCACAUCUAUCGCUCUGUUGUUGUCCUGGAUAUUGUCAAGCUGCUGCAGAAACACAACCACAGAGGGCAUGUUGAUGUUGCCGUCCUGGCAAACUGGGAGCAAGUAAGAGAAAGAGAGAGGGAGAAAGAAAGAGAUGAAGGAGGGUUGGACCAAGAAGAACAAAUAUUUGAUGUUGAGACUCUUGUCACUCCCUGUCCGGCUUUAGAUCAGUGCAAUACUUCCCUUUGAAAGAGUUUCAAAUGUAUUUGAAGUCCCUUUAAAAUGUGAUCACUUGAUAAUGCAAAGUGAUAAAGAUGUUUUUUUCUCUUUGCAGUGUAUCCACAGUCUGUGUGGAGUUUUGCUCUUUCUCCUCACCAUGAAGUGUCUCACUGUGCUGAGAAGGAUCAGGAUGUUUGCCACCUCUGCUAAACUCCUCAGUCGCACACUUUCCAGACUUCUCUGGCCAAUGGUAGAAAAUGUUGCUCAAUACGACCCCCAAUCGUUAGAUAAUACACAGAUUUUAUUAUUAAUUUAUAAGUUUUAAAGGUCUGUUUCACAACAUAAUCAGAUCAUGUAACAUGAGUGUUAAAUGUUGCAGAGUUUUGUUUAUGUCUUUCACUUAUAGCAGCAUUUUAAGAUCUGUUUAUUUGUGCAUAUUUCCAUCAAAGUUUUCGCUUUACUGGGGUAUAAAGAGUAAAAUAGUGUCUCUCCUCUGUCCUAGAUUUCAUGUCUUGUCCUGAUGGUGGCGCUAUCUUAUAUUGGGAAGCUCCUUCUUACAAGAAGCUGUUGGACUUUCAUUUUAUCUUCCUGCUCAUCUCAAACUCUGCACUGUCAAUACCAUGGUGGCAGAGCGUCAAAGGGCCGCCUCUGCUCUGGGUGUGAUCCUCUAUAUCUGGGAGUUCUCCAUAUGUCCUUCAUUGUGUGGACAGCAAUGGUACAUAUAAACAAAACAAUCAAUUUUUUUCCUUUAUUGAAAAUCUAACUGGAUAAUUGUUGAAUUGUUACUCAUUCUGAGUGAUGAAUGGAGUCUUAACUCAACUUAUUAUUGAAGAAACUCUGUUAGCCUUCAUCAUCGUUACCAUGAAAGUUGUUUGUCCAUUUUACAGGCUGUGGGAGUUGCAUCCUGCUUGGUCAGAGAUGCCAAAACAUCUCAAACUAGGGGGAAUGUCUUCACUGUGACAGAACUAACCAACUACAUUAGACAGAGAGUCUCCAAGAUUACUGGAUGUGCAUGUAGAAGUCCGUGGAUUGAAAAUGAAGUGGAAGAGAGGGUGAGAAAAAGCAGUUUACUCAACGUAGCAAUAAAAUUAUGACAAAAUAUGUCAAAUUAUUGUGAUGCGAACAACUGAGAUGACACUCUGGUUAUGUAUUUGCUUUGAAUUUACUUUCAGUCUCAUUUCUCAGUAAUAUUAGCAGAGAUAGCAGCUAUUUGGGGUUAGAAGUUGAUCACUUUACUCUUUGAAAUUUUCAGACUUACCACCUUGAGGAGUUUGAAAGCCUACUAGAUGAGCUGCUGUUUAAACUCAACGUCCUCUCAGACAGCUUGCACUACUCGCUGCCUCCAAAAGCCCAUCACUACAGAGAACACAGUCCUGAUGCCACACUCAUCCAGGAGCUUCUUUUCAAGAACACUCAGGCAAGUUCACCUCAUUUCAGUUUUGUGGCGUCCAGUAAUUCACGACAGCCUGCAACAAAAGCAAAGGAAAACACAAGACAAAAAGAGUCAGCGUCACUCAUCACAGUUUGUACACAGGGAAAAUCAAUGAAAAUCGUCCAGAAGAACGACAAAGAGGACAGCCACUGGGUCAGUAAAGCUCAGGCCGUCCAUACAGAGGUGGUGGUUGAAGUUCUGGUCCAUGAAGAACCUGGGAGUCUACUGUCUGAUAAACAGAAGAGUUUAUAUUGA